This is a messenger RNA of Arachis ipaensis, 1300 nucleotides long. RefSeq names its product Cysteine proteinases superfamily protein. NCBI's taxonomy places the organism in Eukaryota, Viridiplantae, Streptophyta, Magnoliopsida, Fabales, Fabaceae. The record is from RefSeq and is a predicted model, not a curated record. Gene Ontology annotation, molecular function: cysteine-type deubiquitinase activity. Gene Ontology annotation, biological process: protein deubiquitination.
CCAUUCAACUGCAGGCUUUGUUGCUGUGGGUUGGUAAUAAAAGUUUAGUUUGAAGCAGUGGUUGUGAGGUCAGAAUAUGAUGAACGGAAUUCAGUAUUGGGGUGAAAGUUCCAGUUCGACGUCACUAAGCAGUCCGCAAGAUGUUGAGGAUGACCGGAUGAUAGCUCUCGUGUUGUCCGAAGAGUAUGCCAAAUUAGAUGGUGAAGUUGGUAGACGUCUUUCCAGCUUGGCACCUGUUCCGCAUGUGCCCCGGAUAAACAAUUUCAUCCCAAACAUAAGUGAUGCCAGUAUGGAUCAUCAGCGUCUUCUUCAGAGGUUGCAGAUCUAUGGUCUUUGUGAAGUUAAAGUCUCUGGAGAUGGGAACUGUCAGUUCCGUGCACUUUCGGAUCAGCUCUUUAGGUCCCCUGAACAUCAUAAGCAUGUUCGAAAAGAUAUUGUAAAACAGCUAAAAGGUCACCGUUCCCUGUAUGAAUGCUAUGUACCGAUGAAGUAUAAAAAAUAUUGCAAGAAAAUUUCAAAGUCUGGAGAAUGGGGAGAUCAUUUGACAUUGCAGGCAGCUGCUGAUAAGUUUGCAGCAAAAAUAUGCCUUUUGACUUCAUUCAGAGACACUUGUUUCAUUGAAAUUAUGCCUUUGCACCAAGCACCGAAACGCGAGUUGUGGUUAAGCUUUUGGUCUGAGGUUCAUUACAACUCACUCUAUUCAAUUCAAGCUGCACCACCGCCUCAACCACCAAGGAGGAAACAUUGGUUGUUCUAGGAGAGGUAGAUGAUGAACACUUUAUAGUCAAUAUAUCAUUCCUUCCGGCUCCCUCCAUGCUUAGAGACUUCAAUCUGCCAUCAAUUUACAUUGACUUUAGUUUACCAGAUCCAUGCUUGGAAGCUGACGCGUUGGAAGACUAAGACAACCUUGGAUACACUACAAGAUAACUAUGUAAAUUUUUUUCAAUUAACGAAAUUAACUUGCUACAAUUGAAACUGAAGAAGAACGAAGACAGAGUAGAGUAAUGGGAGAAGUGUCUUUUUCUCCCUUCACCAUUUUUUCCCUCAUUUAUAUUUUACAUUCAUCACCCCUUUGGAGGUUGUUACUGAGAGCGUUUUAGCAUUAAUGUAUAUUGUUUUCUAAUUCCUCUUUGUAAAGUAAACUAUAUCUUGAUUUGUUAUGCUAGAUACAGUACUACCGAAAUGAUAGCAGUUAAGUAGUCUUCUUUUUCCCUCAAAGUAUGUAGAAAUUACUGCUUGAUCAUAAGAUUAGUUCAUGUUGAUAAAUAAAUGUUCAUACAGUUGUGUGUUGUCAUUACCA